Molecule: messenger RNA, 4337 nt
Organism: Patella vulgata (common limpet)
Lineage: Eukaryota; Metazoa; Mollusca; Gastropoda; Patellidae
Product: zinc finger MYND domain-containing protein 19
Exons: 7
Coding region: 103-819 (238 amino acids)
Source: RefSeq, a predicted model, not a curated record
UGUGCUGAUGAAGCCGACUGCCACACAAAGCAAGUGUUUAUAUGAAGCCGGUGACAAAAGCUACCAUAAAUCACCUUAAUUUGGCGACCAGCAUCGGGAAAAAUGUCCGGUUUUAAACUGGGAAUUGUUCGCCUUGGAAGAGCUGCAGGAAAGACAAAAUAUGCAUUAUUAGAUGAAAGAGAUAUAUCAUUGGUUGAUAAUUAUGCAUUUGAGGCUAAAGUUGAAGUAAAUAAAGAUGGAGAUGGUGCCAAGAUUUAUGCCUUUGCGUAUGAUAUGCAGCGUGGUAGAGGUACAGGACAAUAUUUACAUGAUUUAUUAUGGGAAAGACACAGUGGAGGAGUCGCUCAUGGUUGGAAAGUUGUACAUCGUAACGGAGUAACAGUUGAUAAUCGUAUGGAAAAUUUAAUGUUAUUACAGGACAAAUGUUCUGUCCCCUCUAACGAAGAACCAUCUAAUAAAAAUCGUGAACAGAGUCUGUACUGGAUAGCAGUGCAACAAUUACAAGGAGAUCCUUUAGAAGAAGUCCAUAUGGGUUUAAAUCAAGCUAACCAACAUUUACCAGAACCUUUAUAUAAUCGAUACUAUAAUUCUAAUGGUGAGGUUUUACUUACGGAAGAAGACACAUGUGUUUAUUAUGAAUGUCAUUAUCCACCAUGUACCAAUAUGGAAAAGGAAAUCCGUGAAUUUAGUAUAUGUGGCAGAUGUCAAGAAGUUAGAUAUUGUGGCACAUAUUGUCAGCAAAGGGAUUGGCCAGUACAUAAACGAUACUGUCGGGAACGAAGACAUUUGUUAUACCGCGAACGUUCACCAGAGCGAUAAAAUUGCACCCAUUUCAUAGUCACCUGUUGUUUUUGCUCAUUUUAAAUGUGAUAGUUACUAUAUCCUCUCUUGUUCUAGUCCAACAGUUUUAAUAAUUUCUUUUGAUUUGUGAAUAAUCAAGGAGGGAGAUAAGCCUGUCUCAUCUUUAACAAAAAGCUUUAUCUGUCUUGCUUGUGUAUGUGAACUAAUCUGUGUGUAUUAACACCUGGAAAACUGGCCUACUAACAAACUACGAAAACUCUAUCGUUUAUCAUAGAUAGUGGUGAUUACAAGACUAUUAACAAUGCCCUAGUGUGAUAGCAUUGUGGCAAUCAUCAUGAAUCUGUAUUUAGAAGAUAAUAUGUGCAAUCGAACGAUUAUCCAUUAUGGUGGAUAUACCCAAUUUCUGUUUCAUUUUGAUGUGAUUUUGCGUCUAAAGUGUAUUGAUUUAGUCAAGAAUAGUGUCAAAGAACUUUUUAUAAUGUUGUUGUUUUUAGUUUUUUUAUUAUGUUAUUUACAAAGAAAUCCAUGACUGAACCUAGAUCGGUAGAAGUUGGGUUUGAAAUACUUUUAAAAUUUGACAAUUUAAAAGUUCAGAGAAGUGGAAACUUUGAAAUCUAGUGAAACCAAAAGGAUCUUAUAAUCUAGUGAAAUUGAAAUGUUUUGAAGUCUAGUUAUGGUUUAUUUAGUAUUUUUAAGGUGAACCUGUUCCUUUCAGUUUGUUUGUUUAUUAUUGUUAUUGUGGAGCAGUCUGAAAAUUAUGAUUGAAAUGUUUUUAUCUUGAUUUUUAUUUACUUUUCAAAUGGCAUCUGUGAAAAGUUGGUUAUAUUUAAGGGUUAAAUUUAAAAGUUUCAACUAAUUGUGAGAUAUACACUGAUACAAGAGUAAUCUCCCCUAUGAACUUUGGUUUUUAGUUGUAUUUAUGAUUCUACAUGUUUACAGAUACCGUUUCCAAGAUUAAUUUUCUAAUGCAGCUAAAUCUUUGGGUUGAUUAUACAAGGAAUUAUUUUGUUAACAUACAUCUUUUAUUUUCUGCAUAGUUUAUGCUAUUGGCUAAGCUUGUACUAAAAGUUUAGAUUUUGACGCAAAACCAGGCAUAUUUUUGCAGCAACUGUACAACUAACCUGUCAGAUCCAUCUCCAAAAAUAGUUUUAGAACACGACAGAUUAUAGUAUUAAAAAAAAUAUCCUGCAAACAUCCCAUCUGACCAUGUACGCAAACUGUGUUUGUUUUAUAACAGUACAUCAGUAUUUUUAUUAUUUAUUAAAACUACAUACUAAUGCAUUUAUUUAUUUAUUUGAUUACUAAUAUAUGUGUAUAAUUCCAUAGAUCUACUAAUAUUUAUCAAUUAUUGUAUAUUGUUAUUGUUACUAACCACUAGAAUGUGUUGUUCUUUCUAAUUGUUAUUGCGUAGUUCAUUUAGUCAUCAGUAUGAUUUUUAAUUUGUUAUUUUUCUAAUCAUUUAAUCUACCUGUGUAACAAAGUUGUUUUUGAAUUUAAUAAUUAGAACUCGCAGAGACAUAGCGAAAUUGUUUUCCUGAAAUACAAUAAGACGAACGUGAGGUAAAAAUCCCCUUUUGUACAAAAUAGCGAGAAUCAAAUAAUUUGGCCCAAGAUUAUACUUUUGAAACAACUGAAAUUUGGGACCAGGGCUCUUUCUAAAUACCAAACAGACUACUUCCAUGACAUAGCCAUUAUGGUAUUAUAAAUCAGUCUUGUUCUGGGUUUCUUUUAGUUAAUUACUACUCAAUGAUUGAGAAGAUAACCAUCCCUUGUUACAACUGAAAAAAUAUAUAUAACAGAAUAUCAGCUUAUUCACACUGGUGGCAAUUGUGGCCGGUCGUCUCAAAAUGGAUUUAGAGCCCUGUUUCACAAUAAAAUAAAAAUUGCCCAUUGUGUAAAUUGAACUUAAAAGUUAGUGUACUAGGUAUAAGUUUAGAGAAGUAUAAUUUUGAAUAAGUUUGUAAAUAACUUAUGUAACACCAUAUUCCUGAAGAAAUUGUUACAAGCAAUAUCAGCUCUUUAUCCAUUGAUACUUCCUCUGAGCAUUAUGGCUCAUUUAUCUAUUGAUUUACUCUAUGAUUAGUUGUCUUCCCCUUGGAACCAGGCACAUGUGCUCUGCUUGCUUUACUACUUUAUCUCAAGAUUUCCACUGAAUUUCACUUCUACAGCCCAUUUGAAAGGUUGAUGUAAUAAAAGUAUCAAGUAAAAACACCCGGGGAAGUAUCAGCUAUUCUAAUUAUUGGGCAAGAUAGACCAAUGAAAAUGAUUGCCCAUAACUUUUAACAUUGCUUUAAGAAUUUGUUGUAACACAUGAUUGAUGUUUUAUAUAAUAAAUUAUAAUAAUAAUGCAUAUGUGGGACAUGAAUUUUAAUUCAAGAUGAGAAAAGCUGUUCAUUUAGAUUAACAAGGGAAUCCUUAGUAUUUGUAUAUUGAUGUUUUGUUUCAUAAACAGUGCUUUAAGUUUAUUUGAAUUUUACCUUAAUAAAUUCUAGUCCACAUUCCAUAUAAAUGCAUGUUAAUUAUGUUAAUAUUAUUCCAUGUUUAAGGCCAAAAGUAAUAAUAACAAUGUAUUGUGUAUUUUUAUAGCCAUACCCUUAUUUUCUAACUUUUAAAUAUAUAAAGAGUAACUUCAUGAAAACAAUGAAUGUGUAAUAUCAUAAACCAAUUUUCUGCAAGCUUAGAGGAUAAAUAAAAGGACUAUGAGCUCUUGUUAAAAUCUGAACUCUUGGUCUCCUUAGAGAACUCUGCAACCCCCUUCCCCUUUUAGUUCCCCGUUAGUAUAUGUUUAAACCUAUGCAAUAACAUGUUUAUCAUUAUAAAAUAAUAUAUUACAAAUAAUUUGUGCAUAUUCAUAUUAGUUUUAAAAUACUAGAUUAGCAAGAUAAAACUGCAGGGUUUUUGGCACCAUUUACAACAUGGACGAAUAGGGGUUAACAAAACUGUAUUUUAUGGAUGUGUUUUUACAACAUGUAUGUCAUUUUAUGAUGAUAAACAUUUUCUUGAAAUGGUUUAAAAAUAUGCCAUUUGAAAACCCCAAAAGAAGGGGAUGCAAAAGUGAACGAAACAAUUUAUGAAAUUUUAACUGACAAUUUUUGACAGAUUUCAAUGAUUUUAGGCACAACAAAAAAAAUGUUUUAUUCUGAAAGUUAUUUUUUCUUGUCAGUGUUGAGAAAAUAUUGUGUUUUGUUUGUUUUUCUUGUUUUCAAUAUUUACAUUUACAAUAAAGAAAAAGCUGUAUAUUUGAAAUAUUCAUAUAUGAUAACCAAAUUUUGAAUUCCAGAAACAUUCCAGUGUUGUAUAUUUGUGUUGUACAAUGAAAUAGUAGAAUUUUUGUGCUAUUGUUUUUUUUAUAUUUUAUCUCUAAAUCAGUUUGCAUAGAUAAUAUUGUGACACCCCUCCCUAAAUAUCUGAAUGAAUAUAAAUUAAAAGUUCAUCUAUUCAACACAGACAUUGUAUAUAUUCAAUUAUCAUUUCAUACAUAAUUUAAUAGGUUCUAUUUAUUUGAAUAAAUAAUUUAUAUAUAAUACUCAUUUAUG